AGCUUUCGCGGGGUUGCGCAGGUCAGAGGUUGAGCCGCGCUCUCAGGUGGGAUGAAUUCUGUCAGCAUCUGGACUGUUUGCUCAAAUAUAGGCCGUGUAAUAUUAAUGGGGUUAGAAAUUCUCUCUUAUACUUAUUGUCUUAUAGCAAACUAUAUGGCUUGAUACUGUAUUUAGAUAAUGUUAUGUUUGUGAUCCGUCAACGUAAUGCGUAACAUUUGAUGUUUUAGUGAGAUUGAACAUGAUUAGCGGUCAUAUGUGCUUCUUCACAUGAUGACCUUCUUCAUCCUCAUCAUCGCUCAGUAUGGCGGAGUCGGAUGGUGUGGAGUUCUUUGCGAAUCGAGCUCAAAGUAGGUAGCAUGGCUAACAACAAGAUCGGCACGCUCCGUUGUACUUUUUCGGCCCCCAGCCACAGUAACACACUCCUGAGGGGGUUGUCUGCAUUGCGUGAUCAGGGUCAGUUGCUGGAUGUGGUUCUGGCCAUAGAAAAGGAACGCUUCGAGGUUCACAAAGCGGUUUUGGCCUCCUGCAGUGACUACUUCAGAGCCAUGUUCACUGGAGGAAUGAAGGAGUCAAAGCAGGACACCAUAGAGCUACAAGGUCUUUCAGCCAAAGGACUGAAGCACAUUAUUGAUUUUGCCUACAGUUCUGAGGUCACUUUGGACCUGGACUGUAUUCAGGAUGUUCUCGGAGCUGCUGUGUUCCUGCAGAUGGUGCCUGUGGUGGAGCUUUGUGAGGAGUUUCUCAAAUCAGCCAUGAGUGUAGAGACAUGUCUGAACAUUGGCCAGAUGGCCACUACGUUCAGCCUCUCCUCUCUUAAAAAGUCGGUCGAUGCAUUCACUUUCCGUCACUUCCUGCAAAUCGCUCAGGAAGAUGACUUUCUUCACAUUUCAAUGGAACGACUGGUUUUCUUCCUACAGAGCAACAAAUUAAAGAACUGCAGUGAGAUUGACUUGUUCCAUGCUGCGAUCCGCUGGCUGCAGCAAGAUGAAUCCAGGCGAGCUGCCGCCAGUGAAGUGCUCUGCCAUGUGCGCUUUCCGCUAAUGCGAUCGUCUGAGCUGGUGGACAACGUCCAGUCUGUCAGCAUAAUGGUGGAGGAUGUGCAGUGUCGUCAGUUCCUCUUAGAGGCCUUCAAUUAUCAGAUCCUUCCUUUCCGACAGCACGAAAUGCAGUCGCCGCGAACAACCAUUCGUUCAGACGUCACAUCGUUGAUCACUUUUGGUGGAACACCAUACACUGACAAUGAUCGCACUGUUAGCAGCAAAGUUUACUAUCUACCUGACAUCACAGCACGACAGUUCAAAGAGUUGACGGAGAUGGAUAUGGGAUGCAGCCAUGCAUGCGUGGCGGUUCUAAACAAUUUUGUGUACGUGGUCGGUGGGCAGCAUCUGCAGUACCGCAGUGGCGAGGGCGCAGUUGACAUCUGCUUCCGCUUUGACCCUCAUCUCAACCAAUGGCUUCGAAUCCAACCCAUGCAGGAGAGUCGCAUUCAAUUUCAACUCAAUGUUCUCCACGGACAACUUUAUGCUACAGGGGGCCGCAACAGGUCUGGCAGCUUGUCUUCUGUAGAAUGCUACUGCCCCAGGAAAAAUGAGUGGACCUACAUGGAUUCUUUGAAGAGGAGAAUCUGGGGUCAUGCCGGAGCUACAUGUGGGGAGAAACUCUACGUCUCUGGGGGUUACGGUGUGUCCGUGGAGGAUAAGAAGACUCUGCAUUGUUACGAUCCAGCCUCUGAUCAGUGGAACUUUAGGUGUCCCAUGAAUGAGCCGCGAGUCCUGCAUGCUAUGAUCAGCGUGAAUAACCGUGUUUAUGCCCUUGGUGGCAGAAUGGACCAUGUCGACCGCUGCUUCGAUGUUCUGGCUGUAGAGUUUUACAUUCCAGAAACUGAUCAAUGGACAACAGUCAGUCCAAUGCGUGCUGGUCAGUCUGAAGCUGGCUGCUGCUUACUGGAUAAAAAAAUCUAUGUAGUUGGAGGAUACAACUGGCACCUCAAUAAUGUCACAAGUAUUGUGCAGGUUUACAACACUGAAACAGAUGAGUGGGAAAGAGAUCUUCAUUUUCCUGAAUCUUUUGCGGGAAUUGCUUGUACACCUAUUAUAUUUCCCCAAACCAAACGCUAGAGUUUGGUCAACAGAAAACACACAUUCUCUUAUAUUUUCAUUGUUCUUUUUUUUAAACUUUAAGGUUUAGUGUCUACCCCAAAAGCAGCAGAAGAAAUUACAAGAUUGAUUUGACUGUUUUGUAUACAAGCUUUUGCCUUAUGAAAAGAUAUCUCUAAAUUUAUUCCAUGAUUCAAAGGGAUGGUUCACCCAUAAAUUUACUCAACCUCAUGUACUUCAAAAACUUUAUGGCUUGACUAUGACCAGUUUUCUGUGGAACACAAUAGCAGUUUUUACAGUAGAAUGUUCAAGCUGCUCCGUUUCAUCCAAUUGCCAUACAAGGCAAAUAGUUCACCAUUGCUAACAACCAAGAUCUUCAAGGAAAGAUUUUAGAUAAAUUAUGAAUUCAGUUUCAGCCUGUUCUUCACACAAAUAUAUCAUAAGGCUUCAAAAGACUUGGAAUAUUGUGCCCAAGUAGUAAGGACUACAUUUAUAAUGCUUUUAUGGGGCUUUUUGUGUUGUUGUCCUUUUUGGAGAUUGACAGCCCUUGAUCACAAUCCACCUUCAUUGUAUGGAAGAGAGCAGUGUUAAUGUUCCACUAAAUAUCUCUUGGUGUUCCAGAUAAGAAAGUCAUGAAUUUGGAAUGACACUAGCAUGAGUAAAUGAUUACAGAAUCACUUGAAGGUGCUUUCACACCACUGAUGCUUAAUGACACAAAAGCGUAAAACUUUUUGAUAAGCUUGUUCAGAACAUUAAGCAUCUUACUACACUUCUCAAGCAGUCUAUGUGAUUCUUAUUGGUACUUGUACAAAACUCUGUCAUUACGGUGGAAAGGGGCAAUGACGUUUAUUUUUAUAUAUAUAAUUGGCAUAAAUGAUUUCAAGCGUGUCGCUCUUUGACAAAAAAAAUACCUGAAUGGCCACAUAUGAAUCAAGAUUCAAGAAAUGAUUGGUUGUUUUUGUCUGUUCUUGAUUUUGAAUGGUUAUGUAUUUCAUAAAAUUAGACAUUUUCAACAAUAAAAAUUUGGCAACCAUUACUUUAUUUAGAACGUAAGCAACAGAGGUGGCUAAAUUCACAUGCACAUUAUUAUUAUUAUUUAUUUUUUUUUUUCUGAACACUUCAGGGAACAAUUGUUAGAUUUGUUAUUUAUUUUUAUUACAAGGAAGCAACUUUUAGAAACCAACAAUCUCAUUGUUUAUAGCCAUUUUAUAUUCAAACUAAAUGGAACUGAAAUAUAAAAUUUUGACAUUGAUUCGCUGGGUAAAAAUAUUUAUAACCUUUGUCUACCUACAAGUUUUGUUUCAUAAAUUAAGCUAGCACAUUUAAUGAUGCACUUUAAUGUUCAAUGUAUUCAAACAUGAAUUUAUUGACAAAGAUAAAAACAGUGCAGUGUUUUCUCUGAAUGUGUAAUGUGCACAACUGAUGUUUAGAGACUGGAUCAAAUUUGUUUAACAAUGCCAGAAAAUGGUGGUCUUGCAUGAAUAACACAGACAUUCACAGUCGCUUUUCAUGUAUUAUGCGAACAUAUAUCCGUUCCAGAAUAUGAAUAUAUUGAUUGUACAGUGUACAAAAAUGCUACAUUUUAAAAUGUUUUGUUGUUUAUUACAUUUGUGUUAAUGUCGGAGUUAAAGGUGUAACAAAUAUUGUUUUGGUUUCCAACUACACAGUUACUGUACAUUCUCUAUAUUUAGCUAAUUUACCAUGUGAAUAACUGUGCAUAAAUGUGAAGCACAGUGAAUAACUGUCACCUAUAGCUCAGGAUUCAUCUAUGUUGUAGGGCUGUCAAAUAAAAAUUUGAAUAUUUGGCGAAUUGAAGACAAAUACGCACAUUCAAAUUUUAAAACUGCGCAAGUGCCAAGCACUGGCGAUGACUUCAGACCGAUCGCAUUCUUGCACUUAAAAAGGCUAGACACUGUGCAACAAAUACAGUUUUAACAGGAACUAAGUGUCUUGAGUUCUUUUUAAAUUGUCUUGGCAUCUAAAAAAAAGUGUUCCUGAAGCGAAUCAAAAAUGUUCGUCUAGCACGUUUACAUAGAAAAACAAAUGUCUAACUGGAUGUUUGUAAAAGCAUUCAGUGUGAACAGCCCCUUACAGUUGGUGGAGGUCUUUGGCUGUUGCAUCUUGCUCUCUUAUCAGCAUUUCUCAGAUUAAGUAAUGGGUUUGUCUGUAAAGGAGUUCGAGUUGGAAAUGUCUCUCGAGAUCCUCGCGUUCUGUUCCUUUCUGUUGUGUUCCAUCUGUUUGAACAGCCCCUGACCAUGGAUCAUGAGCCACUUUACCAACGAGUUCAGCAGAAUACCACUGCUAUCUGGGAAUAAAUCUACCCUACAUACAGCUGCAAUGGAAAAACACUGUGGUGUAUUGCUGUUAUUAUGAAGUUUAAGUCUGUGGUGGUAUAUACUGUAGCACCAGUGCAAGUGUAACACCCUGUUAACACAGAACUGGCUAUUGAUGAAUUUCCCCCUCGUUUUUUAAUUUUUUAUUUGACUUAAAAUUUGAGAAUACGAAAAGCUUACAUUUCUUAUUUUUUUUUUUAAAUGCACAUAAGAUUUAAAUUUUGUCAAUGUUUUGUUUAACAGCCAGGAAUGUUCUUUGCAAUACUAUAACACGGUGCCCUGUAUAUUCAAUGUGCCCUCUUGUGGAUUAAGGAAAUUACAUCAAUUAAAAAAAUCAGAUGACUUAAUGUUGAUUGUCUGCCCAAUUGACAGCCCUACUAUGUUGUACUAAUGUUGGAAACUUUAAAAUGUUAAAGUGGAAAACACCUGGUUAAGUUGAGACUGUUGAGUUAGUCAGCUGGGUCUCAACACAUUAUCAAAUGGCCUUUAAUCUUCUAUGGGACUAAUUUCACAGAUCAGCCUUAAUUAACCUGUUUAAAGCACCUCAAGUGAUGUUACUAAAAAGUAAAAGCCCAGUCAGCUUUUCUUUUUUUUAUAUUACAUCAUUAGAUUCCAUCUUUUAUAUUAAUUUUUCAAGAAGACUCAUUGGACAAGUUUAUGAAUUUAUCGUUUAUAGCAUGAAGUUACAUAAUACAUAUUUUUUAUCAUUUUGUGGAAGUAUAAUAAAUGCAAUUCUUAAUUUGAUGUAUAAAAUGAUGUAUUCCAUUUUAAAAUGUUUGGUAUUAAACAUUUUGAAAGAUCAUUGAAUGUAUUUCUCUUGACAGCACUUUUUUUUUUUUGCAAUAACCCUUGCUUUCUGUCUUCCAAGUGUGAAAUUACUUUUAUGUUUUUGUGUUCUUAUUUCAUCCAUCUGCUUUGUUACAGUGUUGUCUAAUUAUAAAUUAUUAAAUGUGUAUUUGUUGUCAAAUGUAAAAAAAAUAAUAAUAAUUUCUCCACAUCCAAAGCAUAAUAUGUUACUUAUUCUGUUGUGGGCAUGGCUGUUGUCAUAGCAGUGUGUAGAAUCUAAUUAACUGUAUUUUUAAAGUCAUAUGGCAUUAUAUCCUGUGAUAUUGACUAGAAUAAUAAUAAAAAAUCUGCCCAUAAAAUUUAUUUAUAAAUGCGUAUGGAUGUGUAUGUUUGUAUGUAUGUA
Messenger RNA from Xyrauchen texanus (razorback sucker), 5618 nucleotides. RefSeq names its product kelch-like protein 26. Gene Ontology annotation, molecular function: protein binding. The coding region runs from base 315 to 2117 and encodes 600 amino acids. Lineage: Eukaryota; Metazoa; Chordata; Actinopteri; Cypriniformes; Catostomidae. The transcript is spliced from 3 exons. The record is from RefSeq and is a predicted model, not a curated record.